AUGGUUGGAACCAUUCCUGAAGAGGGGCAAAUGCUCCUGGCUAGAGACGCGACGUUCGAGAAAAUCCUGCACAAGGGCACGUCGAAGACCGUUGGCAUGUCGGCCAUGCUGAAAAAGGACCACGAGGCACAGAAGGCGGCCACCGAUGAAUACUUUAGACAUUGGGACAACAAGAGCGCACAGAAAGAAACGCGGGAGGACCGAGAAGUAAGUCGAAACCUCUGGGACCGCAGUGGUGUUUCAUCAGCUGAUACCCUUAUCUUUACAGGCUCGGACAGCAGACUAUGCUUCCCUAACCAGACAGUCAGUAUUUCCAACUCUUUCAGAAAUGACUCGUCGCCUAACUCUCAUGACAACAGAUACUACAACCUUGCGACCGACUUCUACGAAUAUGGCUUCGGUCAAAGUUUCCACUUCUGUCGCGCAGCAGCCGGCGAAUCAUUCAGGCAGGGCAUUGCAAGACACGAACACUACCUUGCCCAUGUGAUCGACAUCAAGAAGGAUAUGAAGGUCUUGGAUGUCGGGUGUGGCGUUGGUGGACCGGCCCGCGAGAUUGCCAAAUUCACGGGCGCCUACGUUACUGGUCUCAAUAUCAAUGAGUACCAAGUGGAACGAGCAACAAGAUACGCCAUAAAAGAGAAGAUGGACAAGCAAGUCCAGUUCGUGCAGGCCGACUUCAUGAACACACCCUUUGAGGACAACACGUUCGACGCCGUCUAUGCCAUCGAAGCCACCGUCCACGCCCCCUCCCUCGAAGCCGUGUACUCUGAAAUCUUUCGCGUCUUGAAGCCCGGCGGCGUCUUUGGCGUCUACGAAUGGGUCAUGACGGAAAACUACGACGACGCCAACCUCCGCCAGCGCAAGAUCCGCAUCGACAUUGAGCAAGGCGACGGCAUCGCCAACAUGGUCAAGGUGACGGAAGCGCUGCGCGCGUUCAGGGCCGCCGGCUUCGACGUCCUCCAACACGAGGAUAUGGCGGAGCGUCCGGACCCGAGUCCGUGGUACUGGCCCUUGGAUGCUGGCAGCUGGAGACACGCGCAAACAAUGGGCGACUUGCUGUACACAUUUCGCAUGACAGGCCUCGGGCGGAUGGUCACGCACGGAUUCCUUGGGCUCAUGGAGACGCUGAGGCUUGCGCCGCCGGGUAUGGUGAAGAUGUCGGAUAGCUUGUGUGUUGCUGCCGACGCGCUGGUGCUGGGCGGCAAGGAGAAGAUUUUCACGCCAAUGUAUCUCAUGGUCGGUCGGAAGCCCUCCGAAAAGAAAUAA
This is a messenger RNA of Colletotrichum spaethianum, 1266 nucleotides long. Its product is annotated as sterol 24-C-methyltransferase erg-4. The coding region runs from base 1 to 1266 and encodes 421 amino acids. The record is from RefSeq and is a predicted model, not a curated record. Gene Ontology annotation, cellular component: endoplasmic reticulum. Gene Ontology annotation, molecular function: sterol 24-C-methyltransferase activity. Lineage: Eukaryota; Fungi; Ascomycota; Sordariomycetes; Glomerellales; Glomerellaceae. Gene Ontology annotation, biological process: ergosterol biosynthetic process. The transcript has 2 exons.